Molecule: messenger RNA, 1502 nt
Organism: Daktulosphaira vitifoliae (grape phylloxera)
Lineage: Eukaryota; Metazoa; Arthropoda; Insecta; Hemiptera; Phylloxeridae
Product: probable pyruvate dehydrogenase E1 component subunit alpha, mitochondrial
Exons: 6
Coding region: 148-1335 (395 amino acids)
Biological process (GO): pyruvate decarboxylation to acetyl-CoA
Cellular component (GO): intracellular membrane-bounded organelle
Molecular function (GO): pyruvate dehydrogenase (acetyl-transferring) activity
Source: RefSeq, a predicted model, not a curated record
UUGAUAAACAAGACUAAGAUUUUCGGCGUGUGAUUAGCCACAAGUAUCUGCUUUAAAUUUAGCAUUUACAUUUUUAUUGUAUAUACGAAUAUUAAUUUUUUUGAUUAUUUAAUAUUGCAUCUACCGCAUAGGUUUUAAAACAUCUAAAUGAUGAAGGGAACGUCAAUUCUGAAAAAAUCAAAUAUGAAGAAAAUUGUUUCUCAACUAGAAAGCCGUUUAUUCUCAAGUGCUUCUGAAGUUUCAUUUGAAACUAAGCCAUUUAAACUACAUAAAUUAGAAAGUGGACCUAGUACUACUGCUACCAUAAGUGCAGAGGAUGCUUUAAAGUACUAUAAACAAAUGCAAACUAUUCGUCGUAUUGAAACUGCUGCUGGUAAUUUAUAUAAAGAAAAAAUUGUUAGAGGUUUUUGUCAUUUAUACUCUGGACAGGAAGCCUGUGCAGUUGGAAUGAAAGCUAUGUUUCGAGAACAAGAUUCCAUAAUUACAGCAUAUAGAGCUCAUGGUUGGACUUAUUUAAUGGGCGUUAAUCCAUUUGGUGUUUUAGCUGAGUUGACUGGACGAAAAGGUGGUAAUGCACGUGGAAAAGGAGGUUCAAUGCAUAUGUACGCAAAGAAUUUUUAUGGUGGCAAUGGUAUUGUAGGUGCUCAGGUACCUUUAGGUGCCGGUAUAGCGUUUGCUGCAAAAUAUUUGGGCACAGGAGGUGUUUGCUUUGCUUUGUAUGGAGAUGGAGCUUCUAACCAAGGACAAGUAUUUGAAGCUUACAACAUGGCUAAAUUAUGGAAUCUUCCUUGUGUCUUUGUGUGUGAAAAUAAUGGUUAUGGAAUGGGAACUAGUGCAGAUCGUUCAUCAGCUAGUACUGAAUAUUACUCCCGUGGUGACUAUGUUCCUGGUAUCUGGGUAGAUGGUAUGGACGUGUUAGCUGUAAGAGAAGCUUCACGGUUUGCUAUUGACUAUUGUACUAGUGGCAAAGGACCAUUAAUACUAGAAACAGCAACUUAUCGUUACUCAGGACACUCGAUGUCUGACCCAGGAACAUCUUAUAGAACUAGAGAUGAAAUACAAGAAGUUCGACAAACAAGAGAUCCAAUCACGUCUUUCAAAACAAAAAUUCUUGAUUCUAAUUUAGUUACAGCUGACCAAUUAAAGACUAUUGAUAAUGAAGUUAAAGCUGAAAUUGAUGAUGCAGUGAAGAAAGCCAAAUCAGAUACUGAAAUACCAUUAGCUGAGUUAGCAGGUGAUGUAUACUCAGCACCACUAGAGAAAACAAUUAGAGGGGUGACUCCAUUCAAACCUUUAGAACAUAUAACUGUAGGAAAAGCUGUUAAUUUAAAUUGAAAUUAUAAAAAUAAUAAUAUUGAAUCUUAGCUUUUUUAAUUUUAAGCUUUCUCAUUCAUCUUUAAUUUCAAAUUGAAAUAUUUUGUUCUAAGAAAAUUUUGUGUGUUUACUGUUAAACUUUUGCAUUCCUAUUAUGUGAAAUAUAGAAAUUUUAUUGUUAAAAUGAA